AUGGAAGAUUGCGCAAACUGCUCAACAAAACACUGGUCGAGGUAUUAUCAUUAUGUCUGCAACGGGAAUGCUUAAAGAAGUUACACUGAUUAACCCGGCUCACGGAAUCAGUCCUAUAAAACAAGAGGGUCAGUUUAAUAUAAUUCAAAUCUCUGGGUCGUUUAUGAUGUAUGACAACAAGGGAACUUGCAGUGGUGGAAUGUCUAUUACGUUGGUAGAUUCUGAUGGUCGUAGUGUAGAGGGAUCUGUUGGAGGAUCUCUGAUAGCUGCCACUCCUGUGCAGGUUUGCAUAGGCAGCUUCACCAUAGGACAACAAACAAUAACUCCUCAGGCGGUGAAAGGCCCAACAGCACCAGAAAAGACCUAAGUUCACGUUCUACUGUAGCAUCUCAAUGGUGACUACUGACGUCAACAGUCACUUUUAAUCGUGAGAAACCCCAAUUGUCACAGUGCAGUUAUGAAUUUAGUGAUUGGUUAACAAUUUACAUUAUGGA
Messenger RNA from Malus domestica (apple), 494 nucleotides. RefSeq names its product AT-hook motif nuclear-localized protein 1-like. Lineage: Eukaryota; Viridiplantae; Streptophyta; Magnoliopsida; Rosales; Rosaceae. Gene Ontology annotation, molecular function: minor groove of adenine-thymine-rich DNA binding. The record is from RefSeq and is a predicted model, not a curated record.